Orussus abietinus is the source of this 547-nucleotide messenger RNA. Its product is annotated as putative zinc metalloproteinase in scaA 5'region. Gene Ontology annotation, cellular component: plasma membrane. Gene Ontology annotation, biological process: protein processing. Lineage: Eukaryota; Metazoa; Arthropoda; Insecta; Hymenoptera; Orussidae. The record is from RefSeq and is a predicted model, not a curated record. Gene Ontology annotation, molecular function: metalloendopeptidase activity. The transcript has 4 exons. The coding region runs from base 151 to 390 and encodes 79 amino acids.
AAACACAAACAGAUGCCUUUAAGACUUUAAUUUAUACUAUAUAAAGAAGUGAUUAAAUUAAAAUAUGGUGCACCACAGGUAAUCGUGAACUCCAACUAUUUCAACAAUACGGUGAAUUUUAAAAACUUUGAAUUGAAGGAGCAGCUGAAGAUGCUGGACCACCCAAAAACAGCGAUAACAUGGGAGAUGAAAGCGACUGACAUAAAUGCUGAAUAUUGUCGUCAUUCUAAUUCGCUAUACAUUCCAGCGGGAAUACUGCAAAUGCCUUUCUACGACGUUAACGUUCCGGAUGCCGUUAAUAUGGGUGGUAUCGGUACCAUACUUACUCACGAAAUAUCACAUGCAUUUGAUGUCAAUGGUAAGCUUUGCGAUUAUCCUCAUAUUAAUUAACCAGUUAAGGUGAUGUGAAAGGCGAUAAGCAACUCCGAAUCCGGCCCCUGGGUCUGGGAUGGUUUCGAUAAAAAAGGGGCCCUAAUAAAUGCAGCGCCGUCUGCAUAGGCUGCGGCUACUAAGAUAUGCCGUCGGUAACGCCGCCACCCUUGUAUGG